This is a messenger RNA of Ceutorhynchus assimilis (cabbage seed weevil), 5144 nucleotides long. The record is from the annotation of a GenBank genome assembly. Lineage: Eukaryota; Metazoa; Arthropoda; Insecta; Coleoptera; Curculionidae.
CACCGUGUUAUAGUGCGGUCGAGAUCUCGAGAUACUCAGAGCAACUGCGUUACCGAAUCAAUCGCGAAAUUUCUCGAGAAUUCGGCACUGAUUCGCUUGCUUCGUCCUCUACUUUUCCAGCCUGUUGAGCCCGUGGCUUGCCGUGUGUUGUGCCCCUGACUCUGUCUGGUUGGAUUGGGACCCUCUCGAUUAACUACAAAAGACAUUUUUUUUUUGUGAUCUGAAAUUUGGUGUUUUUUUUUUUUUUGAAUUUUAAAUAGGCAUGAAGAAUAGGCAAAGUGCGGAGGUCGAUUUGCAGGGGUUGCAACCCUUUUCUUAUGAUGAUUCGGGCAACAGCUGUGGCUCUUCUGUGGUGUCCGAUUUUACCGGAAACGAAGACGAAUGCGUACUUCAAGUAUCCGAUUUGGAAUCCGAGAGCAACGAUUGCAGAUCUGAAGUUUUACAGUGCGACUUGGGCCAAGAAACAGACGACGAAGAUGUGGAACUGGGGAGCUCGCACUCCUUCAGAGGCUCCCCGCAAAGCAAAGAAAACAGUUUCGACGAAGAUACUCAAGCCAGACUAGCUGUAUUGUCAUACGAGCAAAUUUGCAAAUUGAAUGAUGUCAUGGAAGAAACUGUAUCCAUCGUUGGUAGAGGUAAUUUUCCCACACUCGAAGUAAGAUUGCGGGAUUUGGUUGAUAUAGUCAGAGCGAAAUUAGAAGGUGAUCCAACAGCUGGUGGCGCUGGCAUGCGUGUUCGCGACAUACGACUCAACGGCGGAGCCGCUUCACAUGUUUUGGCUGCUGGUGAGUGUCAAGACCAGCCAUAUAAUGACGUAGACCUCAUUUUUGGGGUUGAACUGAGCUCGCCCAGGAACUUCGACAAGGUCAAAGCCGCGGUUCUGAGUUCGCUGUAUGACAUGCUGCCGGAUGGAGUCAGUCGCAAACGAAUAUCCACUUGCAGUCUAAAAGAAGCUUACGUCAGCAAGAUGGUCAAGGUAAACAAUCCAACGGAUUCCGGUGACCGGUGGUCGCUAAUCUCCUUAGGUUGCCAGCGUGGCAGAGGAGUCGAACUAAAAUUCGUGGAUCGCAUGAGACGACAAUUCGAGUUCAGCGUGGACUCGUUCCAAAUAGUCCUCGACUCUCUGCUGUUGUUUUAUCGUUGCAAUACCGGCGACGAGCAGGAAGGAGGCAGGGCGCCUCCUAUCAGCGAAAAUUUCUAUCCUUCCGUAGUAGGCGAAUCGGUAUUUGGAGAUUUCCGAGAGGCCUUACGUCACUUACAGAAACGUUUGAUAUCGACGAGGCGGCCUGAAGAAAUACGAGGCGGCGGCUUAUUGAAGUAUUGCAAUCUGUUAGUGAAAAAUUAUCGGCCGGCGCAUCCAGAUUAUAUCAGAUCAUUAGAAAGAUACAUGUGUUCGCGCUUUUUCAUCGACUUCUCAGACGUUGGACAACAACGAAUAAAACUAGAAACGUACCUGUGGAACCAUUUCGGUACUGGAACUGAAGAAUCAUCGUCCAGGCACCGUUUCCUUUUGCUCCUUCAUGACGUGGUCGCUCAGAGCACAGUAUGCCUGAUGGGCCACGAACGCAGACAAACGCUGCAGCUCAUCAGGAGCCUGGCAUGGCAGGUUCUCUACCAAGACCAAACCCAUCAGCAGCAACAACAGCAGCAGCAACAGCAACAACGUAUGAUGGCAACAGCAGCCACAGCACCUCCUCAAGCACCUCAAUUGGUAUUCGCCAAUGGGUGCCUCUACGCCCCAAUAACGAUAGCUGCGCAGCCCUGCCAGUACUGCGGCUGCCCGUGCCCAUCCACGUUUAUGAUGACGUGCUGCAGCACGUGACCUGAUCUUGAAUCAUCGUAAAUGUUCGAUUAAAAUCGGUAAAAAAAAAAACGUUAACUUGCGAUCGGAAACGAAUUAUUAUGACGAGUGGAUGGAUAUUGUUUCGAGGUAAAAUCUUUGUUGAAAUGCUGUCUAUGAUGAGGGCUUAGUUUGAUAAAAGAUUAAUAAUCCCCUAAAUUAUAUGGUUUAAUUGAACAACAAAAAUAUAUAGUUUGAUAUGAAAACAGGGGAUUUUUUUAAUUUUUUUUCAAUACAAGUUACCAAUAUGAUUUUGUUAUGUGUAUAAAUAAAUUUGAUCUCAACCCUCUUGUAGCAUUUUAACCAAAGAAAAGUCCAUCCGUUCGUCACAAAAAUCCGCCAGCAAGAAAAAUAUAAAAAACACAAAAAAAAUAAUUAUUUAAUUUCAGUUUAAAAAAAUUAUUAAAUGAAAUAAACGACCGGUGAUAAAAAUUAGGAAGCGCAUUAUAAAUGUGUCUUGUAGAAAACAAAAACAUUCCUCAUUAUUUGAAUAUAGAACAAACGACUGAGAGGUUGAAAACUUUCAUGCUCCAAAAAAACGUUAGAUGGUAGUUUAUGACAUCACAUUUAAUGUAAACGCAUAUUUCAUUCCAAUAUAUGCAGAAAUAAUACAUUUUAUUUAUGAAAAUAUGUUUCACAAAGCUUUUUUUGAACUAUUUCAGUUUUUCAGCUUCCGAUUUUUCCUUUUGCAACAAGGGAAAACCUAAAUUGAAAAGCUGAUUUGAAUGCUCGAAAGCUCUAAUAUUUUUUGAAAACAUGGCCAUUCUAGCUUCUGUAAAAAAUAAAACAUGAACAAUCAGACGAAAUACAAAAAACUGUGACAAUGAAUUUUUGCUAGACUUAAUAAUUGUUACAGCCCUACUUGUUUAAGGCGGAGUUGGCAUCAUUCUAAUAUUUUAGUUGGUCGAAAAAAAUAUAAAUUCAUGAAAUGCUGACUUGCCUGUAUGUUAAUGUAAGGCUGUGAAACACAAAUAUUGAUUGGUUGUGUAUUUGAGAUUCUCUUUUUUAGAGUCGAGACUGAUAGAGGUCUCGAUUUUAUUUUCUAUUAGGGGUGGUUCCAAAAGUUGUAGGUUUUUAUCCGUUAAUAGUACAGCAAAAUUGGGAGUCAAAGGAGCUAAAGUUUAUGGAAAAUUAGUACAUUGCUGCCAAAGUAAUUUUAACUUGAAUAUUCCAAAAUUAAUUCAAAUAACUAUUUGUUUUGCUCAUUUUUAAAGCCUAAAGCAAAAUUUUGAUUUUUGGACGAUUUUUGUAAUAGGGCCCAAGAAAAAAUGUCAGCCCAGAACAUCAUUCAGGCCUAGUAAAAUUUGAUUUUGGCAAAAACUAACCCAGUUUCAAGGGUAAUUUCUACUACGAAGUUUAGGGAUGUUUUAUUUGUGUCAAAAUUGCAAAACUUUGAUAGCCCUGUGAAAAUGUUUCAUAACAUUGCGAGUCGAUAAAAUUAUAAGCCAAUAAAAAUUCCUUUAGCUAAAGCUUCUGCUGAACUGUAUCAACUAUUGGAACCACCUUUGUGUUAUGUUUCGCUCAAUGUUGACAAAAAAAAUUUGAUUUUAGGAGUAGGAGUGUCACUAAGUCACUGUCGUUGGGGCGUUCUUAAGUUUAUACAGGGAAAAGAAUUUUAUUGCAUUUCAAGGAGCAUAUCUCAAAAAAAAAACUCCUAGUUUCUCGUUUAGCCUAAAUCUCUCAAACAAGUUAAACUUUGAGCCACCCAAUAUACAUACAGUACAUAUGGUAUGAGCAUAUUUUAAAACCUAGAUUUUUAAAAGAGCUAAAAUUUAAUGAUGAAACAAACAAUGUUUGCUAAGACAUACAUUUCUGUUUGCUAUGUUCUUUAUUAUGCUGUCAAAUAAAUGAUAACAAGUCUACGUAUCACCACCAAAAAUCAGUGAAAAUUAAGCAAUGGUUAAUAAAAUAUGCUCUAUACUCUGGUGUCUCAUGUACAUAUUAGGCAAAUCAAAAAAAAAAAUAUAUAUAUAUAUAUUUAAUUAAUAAAAUAUAAUAAUUCGUUGUGUAUAUUACACUGUUAAAACAAAACUGAGUUGCGAAACACUCUUUAUUGAUGAGAAAAUUAAAUUAAGUACCAUUGUCGCUGACUUUUUUUUGUGCAGUUUACAAGUACCCAUAGUUUGUAGGUUCUAAAUAAAAUAGAAAUGGUAUAUACCUAAAUAAUAAAUAAAUUAACUACUACAUUAGCAUCUUAUUAUUGAUUAUUCAAUUUACUUAUUAUGUCUAUUCUAUUAUUGUAGGAUAUUUAUUUUGUAGUUGUAGACAUAAUAAAACAAAAAUAAAGCGCGCGGCCUCGCGGAUAUGUAAGUUGAUAUAUUUUUUCUUGAUGAAACUUACAUGGGAUUGGAUGUGCAUUUGAAAUGUUUGGUAAAUAUAACAAAAAAUUGUUUUUGGAGGUUGGUUUGAAAGAUUUUAUAAUUUGCACUUUGUCAAACCUCAAACCAUUCAUUCCAAUGGAUGAUACAAGGUAGAAAUUUAUAAAAUUCAAUUUGGAUGAAAAUACUUGCCUUGUAAUAUCGUUUUCUUCUCGUUGUUUACAAUAUAAUUAUUAAUACAGUUACCAAAAAAAAAAAAAAAACGGUGGAUCUUAUUGUUUAUAAAGAUUUCCAAUAAUUGAAAAUAGUGUGCCAUCACAAAACAAUUUUAAAUAAACGAACUAUGGAGCAUUUUACAUAUUUUUCUUAUUUUAGAGAGAUAUAUUUUUACAAAAAGAGAGAUACCUAUUCAUACAUGCUUGCCAAAAUCAAAAUGUACAAAAAAAAUAAAAAAAUAAUAAUAUUUUAUUUUUAGAAAGAUGUAUUAUUAAAGAGCCGCCUAAAAUUAUUUAAUAUUAUUUGUGUUACUUAGCAGCUUUUUGUAAAUAUAUUUUUAUAAUAAGUAAUUAUAGAAAGAUACAUUUAACAAUCUGAAGUUUAAAUGUUAAACUUUCACACAAAACUUAAAUCCACAUUUCAACAUAAUAUCUAUAUUUUAGAACGUGAUUUUUAGAUUAAUAAGUACCUACCACAUACAUAAAUAUGAAAAUAAUGUAAUUCAAGAUUCGCCGUUAAUUAAAAAAAUAAAUAAAUAAAAUAAACAAUAUAGAGAUUAAAAUAACGUAUAUUAAACGAAAUAUCUAUUUUGAUUGAGAAAGGUUGUAUAAAACUAUUUGGCGGGGCUUGAUCUGUAUAUUUUUAUUGUUCCCGCGAAGCCCCCAGGUAUGAUUUAAACAAAUAUUUAAAUGUGAAAACUAUAAAAAUCAAUAAAAGUGUCUAAAAAAAUUUAUCCAUUUUGUGUUUCAUUUAAGUAAAUAAGUUAAGCU